Sander lucioperca (pikeperch) is the source of this 1026-nucleotide messenger RNA. It is a transcript of the gene serp2, whose product is annotated as stress-associated endoplasmic reticulum protein family member 2. The coding region runs from base 405 to 659 and encodes 84 amino acids. NCBI's taxonomy places the organism in Eukaryota, Metazoa, Chordata, Actinopteri, Perciformes, Percidae. Gene Ontology annotation, biological process: endoplasmic reticulum unfolded protein response. The transcript is spliced from 3 exons. Gene Ontology annotation, cellular component: endoplasmic reticulum. The record is from RefSeq and is a predicted model, not a curated record.
CACUUUACAUUAAGUUGUUUUCAGAAUUUGGAAAAUACGAUCAAAAAACGUGGCGAACACAAUUCCGCUUUCUGUAAUUUGUCAAAUAAAAUGUCUCUCCGUGCCUUCUCUUGAAAUGGUAACAUCAGCCACUAAUAUUCCAUGCUCGUAUUUUGAAAGAAAAGGCAUCAAAUAUCCGGUGUUAUUGUGUCAGAGAUCUCCCAGCUUGAUGCAGGGGUGCUGUCGACAGCCUGCAGCUUCAGAAAAUAGCAGACUAAUUUAUCCCGGGUAUAAAUAAUCGUUCCGGAAGAUGGUGGCUAAACAGAGGAUCCGCAUGGCCAACGAGAAACACAGCAAGAACAUCACGCAGAGAGGAAACGUAGCCAAGACGCUGGUGAGCCGUUAACUGACAGCGAGAUGCCAGCAUGACAUUAGCCCAGAUAGGUGACGUUCACUCCGCGACCACAAGAGGAGAAGUAUCCUGUGGGUCCCUGGCUGCUUGCCCUCUUUGUAUUUGUUGUGUGUGGAUCAGCCAUAUUUCAGAUCAUCCAGAGCAUCCGAAUGGGGAUGUGAUGCAGAAGAAGCGUCCGGAUUCCUGUUCCCCCCCCCUCAUGCCUUCACUGAGCCUGGCUAGCCCGCACCUGCACACCCCUGACCCCUUCCAGAGGCCCAGAGACUGACGCCAAAGCUUCGGAUCCAGCAGACCUCAGAGAGAGAAGCUUCCCCAACCACUGCCUCCACCAACCCCUCCUGGGGACAUCUGCCUGCCCUCGAUCAGUGUUUACAGUGUUGCAGUCUGUGGUACAGACAGCUUUUCUAUUGACAGUCUAAAACCACGCCGGCUGGAGAACAUGUGUGUGUCUCAUUACUCACUUGGCACCUGUGCGUGUGUGUGUGUGUGUAUGAUUGAAGUUGUGACUGCUGACGUGAGAGUGUGUGCAGCCAGUGAUUCCUGCUGACAAUGUGCCAUAUCUGUCUGUUCAAGUAUUCGUCUGUGCUAUGUGAGAAGAAUCUUUUUUCAAAUAAAUGUCAAACAUUUAGGAAGCA